UUAGUUAACACUUCGGACGGCGCCAAAAUUUGUCUGCAAAAUAUUGAAGACAGCAGAAAUAACCUCAACUUCUUGGACAACAAAAACGCUUGAUCCCAUCAUAAUGCAACUACUCUGCUAAUUUCUAAUUAUAACAGCAUGAUAAACAAUUCAUUCAACUCUUCCAACACGACACUCGAUUCUUCAGAUGAUAUAGAAUCUGUGAACACUGAGACAGGUAGCACAGCAGAUGACACGUCUCGUUGCACGGACAGCACAGCAAAACAAGGAAGCCUUCGAAGGAAGCGACCAAAGAAAGAUAGGGAACCAAAAUCUAAACUGCAAUUCACAUGCACCAAUUAUUUGAUGGAAGGACAUGGUCAGCCAAUAUUUGGAGUGCAGUUCAACGAGAUCUACAGAGAUGAGUGGCCACCGUUGUUUGCUUCUGUUGGGAGCAACCAGAUCUCAAUCUAUGAAUGCAGUCGAACCAGUCCCGAAGUCACCCUUCUCUCCACACAUGUUGAUACGGACAGUGAGGAAAACUUUUUUACAUGUGCCUGGAGCAUUGACGAUGAGCUGGGAGUGCCCAUUUUGGCAGCAGCUGGUUCCAGAGGAAUCAUCCGAAUCCUCAGUCCUUGCACCCACCGACCUGUCAAGAACUACAUUGGCCAUGGAAUGUCAGUCAACGAGUUGAGGUUUUCAACGAAGGAUUCAAACAUACUGCUGUCUAUAAGUAAAGAUCACACAUUAAGGCUGUGGAACAUCAAGACAGACCUCUGCAUUGCCAUAUUCGGUGGAGUCGAAGGCCAUCGAGAUGAGCUGCUCAGUGGUGAUAUAGAUUUUGAUGGUCAGCUGUUGAUAUCGUGUGGCAUGGAUCAUUCAUUCAAAAUAUGGAAACUUGAUAAUCCUUAUAUUGUAGAUGCAAUUGAGAAGUCUUAUAAAUAUGAUAAGAAGAAUAAAAAUGAUAAACCAUUCAAAACUUACAGCCAGCACUUUCCAGACUUCUCGACUCGUGACAUCCACAACAAUUACGUCGACUGUGUCAGGUGGUGGGGAAAGUUUGUCCUCUCAAAGUCAUGUGAUAACAAGAUCGUGUGCUGGAAGCCCAACCGCCUGUCAACCUUUGACACGAGAUUCAUCAAAACGUCAGACGGUCACGUUACAUCGGUUCUUCACAAGUUUGACUUCAGUGCCUGUGAAAUCUGGUUCAUGAGGUUUUCUCUGGAUUAUGAUCAGAAGAUUUUAGCUGUCGGCAGUCAGACUGGUAAGAUAUUUGUAUGGGAUCUAGAUGUUGAAGACAUCAGCGAUGCAAGGCAGCUGAUCCUGACGCACCCGAAAUGUAACACACCAGUUAGGCAGUUGGGGAUCAGUAGGGAUGGGACGAUAAUCAUUGCUGUGUGUGACGAUGGGACGUUGUGGAGAUGGGAUAGAACUCCGGCCUGAAUGAACUGUUUUUUUAAUAAAUUGUUUCAUUAUUUAGUGUUGUGAUUGUUUUGUUUAUAUGUGUAAAUAAUUUUAUUUGAAUCUUUCGUUAUUUAUUCGUAUUAGUUUUUUUUAUGUUCAAAAGUCGCAAAUACAAUAAUUGGAAUGCCGUU
Molecule: messenger RNA, 1574 nt
Organism: Helobdella robusta
Lineage: Eukaryota; Metazoa; Annelida; Clitellata; Rhynchobdellida; Glossiphoniidae
Exons: 11
Coding region: 139-1422 (427 amino acids)
Biological process (GO): negative regulation of transcription by RNA polymerase II
Cellular component (GO): ESC/E(Z) complex
Molecular function (GO): nucleosome binding; protein binding
Source: RefSeq, a predicted model, not a curated record